GUGGCGUGUAGUUGAAGUUAUAUUGGAGUGUAUUUGCCAUUUCUUAUGUUACUUGGUACAAUAUUGAGUCGUGUAUUUUUAAUGGCUGCAAGGCUGUUUCAAUGAUUUCAUGGCUACAAUGAAGGCUUGGACUAUGUUUACAAGUUUGGCUGUGUUGUUGCUGGUAUGUGCUAGUGUUACAGCCCAAGAUGAGCUCAACACCAACUGUACCUUAACCCCUGUCAUCACGGAUCAGCUGAAGACGAAACUCUUUGAGUACUUUGAUAAAUCGUCUGAGACCAAAUUGCUAGAAUAUAAGUUGGUAUUUGACAACUACACGAACAAUCAGAAAUGCAAGGAUUCGGCUACUUGGAGGUGGUUUCGUGCACAAGAAUUUGGAUCUGUAUAUUUUUUCUUCUUCAAUGAAGAUUUUUGGGCUAACAGAAUCAAAUUUAAAAGCAUCAGCGAUUCUGUUGAAAUAAAAUUUCAAACCAUUCCUGCUAAAUGUCUUGGGAACUUAACGUGUAGAGAGCAGCAGUCUUUGAUCAGAAACGCUUUAAUUUCAGAUUUUAACCUGAAAAAAGAACUUCAACAGAAUGAUAUAGAACUUUCUAAAAACGUAGAGAUCUGCCUGAAUGAAAAUAAGAAUGACAUGUUUGAACAUUAUAGGUGUUGCGGCUUCAAUCGAUGGAAUGAAUAUUAUUGCAAUGACCAAAGUGUCAAUUUUAAAAUCGUCUACUUCUGCGUACCCUUCAUCAUAUCUAUUUGUAUUAUGUUGUGUGUUAUAUAUAAACUGUGGCUCAGUUACAGAACAGUCAAAUUUGGUAUUUAUCCAGAAGCCAAUACAGUGAUAAAUGAAUGGAAGAAAAUCCAAAGUAGACCAGGCGAGAGUGUACAUGGAUACAAAACUGUAUUAGCAUCCAAGUUUAUGACAAUGGAAGGCUCGGCUUGGCUACUGUUCGACUAUUACAUUCACAAGCUCUUUUUCUUCUGCGCUGGUUAUAGCGCUGAACACAUAUCCUUUUACAUGCCGCGGCUGAAACAUUUAGCCACAUCCGAUCCCAAAAUGCAACAGAAAUUAUGUUGGAAAUUAUCUUUUUUUUCCAACGUCGACUCGCCAUUAUUUGUUACUCUACUAUUGGAAAGAUUUUUGCUGACUCUUCCUUUUGUAGAGUUAGUUGUCGAAAGUUUAUUAGAAAAGGACUAUGCUAGGGCCGCCAUAUUUUUUAUAGUUUCUACAAUCAUCUGCUUGAUGCUUGACAGAUUUUGCUUUAAGCAAAAUGCAGAGUGUUCCUUUCACAUAUUUACACAAAAUAAAAUAAAACAGUGCAUCAUAAUCUUCAUAAUAUCUAUUUACGCUGUAGUGUUUUACUUUUCCAUUUUUUGGUAUGUCAAAUUAAUAUUCAAGUUAAUUGCUAUAGCCUUCGUAGAAUUUGAGAAAGCUGAUGUUAUAAUUAGCAUUGCACUAGUUGUAGUCAUCUACUUGCAUGGUGUUUUCGAGACAACUAACUCACAGUUGAUAAUGUGCCUGAGAGAUUUUAAAGUUGCAUUAGAUGAUGUAGUGUGUACUAAAGGAGACGAGCGAACGAAAUAUUUCACAUUUCUACUAGAGUGUGAAGGAUCAAGCGAGGACAACCAAGGGCACAAACCUGUCACUUCCGACAUGUGUGAUAUCUCACUUCAUGCAACCACAGAUCGCUCACGUCUAGUAGUAUCGUCAGGCGGAUCCGAUGAACCUGAAAGUAUUACAAAUAUAUCUGUCAGUAAUAAGCUACCAUUAUUCUAUGACACGGAUGGGAAUUUAUACGUUUGGAAAGAGUUGUUUUACAACUGUUGUCGCCAGUUCUUUGGUAGACGACCGCAGUCAUGUUUAAACAAGAUCGUAAUGGCAACAAAGUGUUGCAUUUUGAGCUGCUACCUUCUGAUGCUCGGAAUGUUGGUCUGGUAUUUUGAAGAUUUUUACGACUACAGUUUUCUGAAAACAGUGUUUAUCAUAAUCGCUGGCGGAAUGCUGCCUAAGGUGCUUGGAAUGGUGUUUGGGGCACGUCCUAAGGAUGUAUCGUUGCAAAAUACUGAUAACGGGUUCCAAAUAUUUGUUCAAAAAGAAAUCGAAGCCAUUUAUAAAAUGGCUAAUAAGGAUGUUCUACUGAUUGUUGGGAGAACAGGAAAUGGCAAAAGCUCAUCAUUCAGAUCAAUCAGGUCAGUUCUUAAAGACGAGACAACAGCACCUGGGACCUCAACAACAGCACCUGGCCCCUCAACAAUACUACCUGGCUUAGAUUUUGCCACCUACACAGAGGACAAUCUUGAACUGAUUGAUGGCACUGGGAUCGGUGAUAACGGUGAAGAUAUGAUAGUGAACGCUGAAGAUUUAGUCAAAUCGAUAUCAAGAAAAUUGACCAACGGUUUUACUGCUCUGGUUUUUGUAGUCAAGUACGGCGUGAGGUUCACUAAACAAGAAGUAGACGCAGUGGAAACUGUCAAAUCUAUUUUCGGCAAUGACGUAUUUAAACAAUGGGGGAUUAUCCUCAUGACGUAUGGAGAUAACUUUUACCUUGACCAUGAUGAUGAUCCCAAUUCUUUUAAAGCAUGGUGUCAAGAUCAAAAUGGAGAUUUUAAAAAUCUUUUUGAUGAAUGCAACAAAAGGUGUGUACUAUUUAACAACAAGACAAGCGAGUCAUCAGUUCUUGAAAGUCAACAUAAGAUGUUAAUGAAACAAGUAGAAGCUGUAAGAAAAUUAUCAAGUGGCCUCUACACAAGCGCGCAUCUUAAGUCUGCUGAGCGGAGUCGAAACUAUUGGGCAAGGAAAAACAAGGGGAAAGUUACUUAUAAUACUUUUAAUUGA
Messenger RNA from Physella acuta, 2824 nucleotides. RefSeq lists its product as uncharacterized. The record is from RefSeq and is a predicted model, not a curated record. Lineage: Eukaryota; Metazoa; Mollusca; Gastropoda; Physidae. Gene Ontology annotation, molecular function: GTP binding.